UAUUUUCUGUUCUGUGUUUUUCUUCACCGUUCAGUAUUCUUAUUAAAACAAUAUGGACUCUUACCACGCUGCGCGUUGUUCCUCUUCCACCCACGACUAGCAUUACACUCUGGGCAUGUUGGCAGUGGUGAUAGCUGGUGCUUUUGUCACUUGGAAGAUGUUUAGAAAGUAGUCUUUAUUUUACUAUUUUUAAACCUGAUGUUCAAUUUCACUGAGUAAACAAUAUAAUUGAAUGAACUCUACAAUUGUAAAUACAUGAAAGUACAAUUGAAUGACCUCUGGAAAAACAUCUGUCUUCUCAGAUCUAAAGUAUUAGUAAGUACUACAAUUGGAGAACAUUUUACAUCUUUCUCUUUUACUUCAGAGGAUGAAAAGGCCAAAGACCAGCCCACAAACACAUCAGUGCAGGACCCAUUUAUUGACAAUGAUGAUGUGACAUACAGCACUGUCAUCCUAAAGAACAUGACCUGACAAAGUACAGACCAGGGCAGCAGCUCCACCUGAUGACAGCAUAGUCUACCGCACAGUAGCCUGUUAAGACAGGGCAGUGCUGCCUUCCACUUAUUGUAUGUAGACCUACCUGCACAGAUGCUGUGACUUGUCGGAGAAAAGACAAGACAAGCUCUUUAUUUUAAUUUGUCUUAAAUGUUUCCUUUUAUUUUGCUUUUCAAACACUCACAACAGCACCCUGCACCUGUCUAUCGGUUGGGUUAAAUGCAGAAAUCAGAUUUUGAUUGGACCUUCGGCGCAAUUGACCAAUAAAGUAAUCUUAAUGGUGAAAUAGAUAUUUUUAAAUGGAUUUUGUAUUACAAUACUAUUGAGCAACGGUUGGUUGAUUAAAAUAUGCUUAUUUGUCAAUAAGCUGUAUGUCAUGUUCCAACUGGGUGCCUAAUUAGCUACUCGAUAAUGGGUGUUAGUGAUUAUUUUAGACACCUUCAAAUAUUUGCAAUAGUCAAUUGAUUAGAUCUUUGAUCAGUGUAAUUUUAGUUUGGUGAUAAUGAUUGUUCUUAACCAUUAAUUAAUUGUAAACGAUCUUACAUGUUCAAAGACUUUUUUUUUGCAUAAGACAUCAUAAUAACAGUAAAGCAUCCGCAUACUUAUACACACUGCAAUCUUGUUUAUUUUAUGGGGAUACAGAAAUAAAGGUUUUCCUUGAACAUUUUGUUAAAGUUCUGACAAUACUGCAAAUAUUGUAUCUAGAAUUUCUGAUUCGAGGUCGCAGUUUUAUUUCACGACCGCCAGAGGGAUUCAAUGUUUUUCUGAUAAUUACGAAGGGGCAAGUGUCCGUUCAUUAUAACAGUUCGGGCAGCAACUUGUCUGCCAUUUUUGACCUUUGAAUGUAUGUCAUUUCCAAGCAUAGGCUUGUUUAUACAUAAUUUGUUACAAAAAAAUAAGUAAUAUAUAAAUGCUAAAUACAAUUAUUUAAUACGUGUUAGUAGACAUCAAUCCACAAAACGAUGUCAAGUAUCCUGUUUCUCGUCGGACACGUAAAAUAAUGGAACCCAUUUAGCCACGUAGAAGCAGAACGAAGAGGCGUCUGAAAAAGGUGAGACCAUUUUUUUGGGGUGUCCUUGGAUGCUUGAAUUGCAUUGCAUUCAAGCUUUUACUCUGAACGAACGGGAUGAAAAGGUUUUGAAAGGAUUAUAGCUACACCCUAUGACUACCAUAUCCCUUCCAUGGGCUCCAGUGCAACAUUUUAUUCUGUAUGUGAAUGGAAAACCACAACUCAGUCAUUGCUGAGAUGGAGACAACCAAUGUAGAAAUCCAUCAACUAGACCUGGUACCACAGUCCAAAGACGGUGGUGCUGAUUCUGUGGUGAGUGACGCUCAGCUACUGAAGAAAGGAGGGCUGGACAAGCCGACAGCAUCAGGGGAUGUUCUUAAUGGUUUUAAGGCAGAUGUGGUGCCAAAUGGAGAACGAGUGGCAGAGGGCCCGCGGCCAGGCGCAGGAGGGGACGGCCGUCUAAAUGGCCCCCUGCCGCCUCCGUCGCCCCCUGCUGCCCAAGGCACCAGCCCACCUGUCAGUCCCCAGUCCAAAGAGCCAUCCCAAGCUGACAAAGAGCCAUCACUGGAGAUGGAGAAUGAGGAGAAGAUCCGCCGUGAUGCUCGCCGACGGCUGGAGGAGCAGCUCAAACAGUACAGAGUGCAAAGGCACAAGGAGACGUCCUACCGCUCCACCCCAAAGAGCCGCAGUGGGUUCAGCACUCUGGACCCAGACCUCAUGAUGCAUCCAGAGGUUCUUCCCCGGGCCAGCACCACCUCCAUGACCACCGAGUACUCCUUCCUGCGAACCAGCGUCCCCCGGGGUCCUAAGCUGGGCAGCCUGGGCAUUCCACCAGCCAAGGAAAGAAAGUCACGAUCACCCCGCCCCAGCAAGAUCCACUCACUGGCCGAUUACAAGACCCUCGAGCCAGUAGGGGGCACUAAUGAUGGUGGUGGGUUCAGAACGUCUGAAGACUCCUCCAUGGGCUCCCUGGGGUCCAACCUGAGCUCUGUAUCCACCCUGUCCGAGGUCAGCAUGAUGUCAGAGGCUGGCUCCGUGGAGAUUACCUCUUUGGAGGCUCUGCUGGGGUCAUCAAUGUCUCUCCAGGACAACACCUCGGAAAUGGAUGCCGGCAGCGAGUCAGGUAUGGGGUCGCGGCCUGGUGGAGAUGGGGAUGACAGCUCUACCUACAGCAGCGUGUCCACCUCCACCGGGGGCACUGGGAUCUAUGGCAUGCUGGCUGAAGCAGUGGGCAGGCAGAGAGGAGGGAACUACAUGGUGGAGGGCAGGGAGAUCAUUCCGGAGGCCAUGGGCAACUUCCCAUCACUGCAGGAGGUGCUGCAGGCUGCCAGCGACGAACAGCACCUGCUGGAGCAGGACAGGGAGGGGACCGGGGGACCACGCAGCCGCAGGGACAGUUUCUCCAGCAGUGUGUCAUUGGAGAGCUCCGUGAUGGGACAUGACGAAAUGCUCCAGGUUCUGAAGGAGAAGAUGAGACUGGAGGGCCAGCUAGAGUCUCUGUCUUCUGAGGCCAACCAGGCUCUGAAAGAGAAGACUGAGCUCCAGGCCAAGCUGGCUACAGUCAAUGCCCAGCUGCAGGCCCAGGUGGAGCAGUCCCAUGCCAGCCAAGAGAAGCAGAGCUCCCUCAACAAGGAAGUGUCCACCCUGCGCCAGAGCUGCUUCCAGCUGGAGAGGGCCAUGGUGGAGCUGCAGGGCAACCUGGAGAGCAAGAACGCUGGCCUGGCCUCGCUGGGCAACGAUCUGCAGGUGGCUGAGGAGCAAUACCAGAGACUCAUGGGGAAGGUAGAGGAGAUGCAGCAGAAUGUGACCUCCAGGGAUAACGCUGUUCAGGAGUUACGUCAGCAGAUGGGUGGUCUCCAGACUCAGCUCCAGCAGGUCCAGCUAGAGCGCACCACCCUGCAGAGCAGGUUGAAGACCUCCCAGGCAGAGAUCAUCUCGCUGCAGCAGGUCCGCCAGUGGUACCAGCAGCAGCUAGCGCUGGCCCAGGAGGCUCGGGUCCGACUCCAGGGCGAAAUGGCCAACAUGCAGGCUGGUCAGAUGACCCAGAUUGGUGCCUUGGAACACCUGAAGCUGGAGAACGUGACUCUGUCCCACCAGCUGACACAAACCCAGCAUCGCUCAAUCAAAGAGAAGGAGCGCAUUGCUGUACAGCUGCAGAGUAUUGAGGCUGACAUGAUGACCCAGGAAGCUGCCUAUCAGCAGAUACAGGAUGCCAAGAGCAUGGUGGAGGACGACCUUCAGCACAAACUGGACGAGUUUGAGGAGGAGCGAGAGCACCUACAGAAGCUGGCCAACACUGCCAGCUCUCUGGAGAGAGAACUAGAGCAGAUGAAGGUGACCCUAUCCCAGAAGGACCUGCAGCUGGAGGCCCUCCAGAAGGAGCAUCUGGAGCUGAUGAGACAGCUGACAGCCACUCAGGAGAGCCUUCACACCAAAGAGCAGUCCAUCAACCAGCUGGAGGCCCGCUACCUUGAGCUGGAGGCUACGCUGGCAGAGCUGCAGACAGAGACCAACGCCAAGGAUGAGAACAUCCAGUACCUGCAGAAUGAGAAGAUCGUGCUGGAGGUGGCCCUCCAGGUGGCCAGAGCUGAUAAAAGUCAGCUGGACGAGGGGGCGGAGAGGCUGGGGGAGGAGGUGCUGGUGGCCUCAGAUGUCCUUGAUCAGCUCAGGCAGGAGGUCCAAGUCAAAUCCUCACAGAUUGGAUCUCUGCAACAGGAUAAUGGCACCCUGAAGAAACAAGCUCAGAAAUUGAAAGAGCAGUUCAUGCAGCAAAAGGUGAUGGUGGAGGCAUAUCGGCGGGAUGCCAGCUCCAAGGAGCAGCUCAUCAGCGAGCUGAAGUCAACUAAGAAGCGUCUGGUGUCAGAGGUGAAGGGACUGAAGCAGGAGCUGCUGGAGGCCCAUGGGGAGAAACAGAAAGCUGAGCUGGAGCAGAGCCGGCUGCAGACGGAAGUGGUCCGGGUCCAGCAGCAAAUGAACAGCCUGGAGAAUCACCUGCAGUCUGUGCAGACCGAGAGGGAUCAGCUGGAGUCUCAGAUACAGUCCUUGCAGUUUGACCAGAGCCAGCUAGCAGCGGUGACGGAGGAGAAUGAGGGCCUGAAGAAACAGGUGGACCUGAUGCAGUCUGAAGCCAGGAAGGCCAUCUCAGAACAGAAGGUCAGAAUGAAGCGGCUGGGGACAGAUUUGACCAGCGCACAGAAGGAUAUGAAGGCCAAGCACAAGGCCUAUGAGAACGCAGUGGGCAUCCUGAGUCGCAGGCUCCAAGAGGCCCUGGCCGACAAGGAGACCACCGAGGCAGAGCUGGUCAAACUCAAGGCCCAGGUCUCAGACGGCGGCAACAACCAGGCCCUGCAGGAUAAGAUUGAGGCUCUGCAGAGUGAAUACCAGGCUGUGAGCCACAGCAAGGCCAUGCUGGAGAAGGAGCUUCAGGAGGUCAUCUCCCUCACCAGCACUGAGCUGGAAGAGUUACAGGAGAAAGUCAUGGAGCUAGAAGAUGAGCUGCAGGAGGCGCGAUGCUUCAAGAGGAGGAUUAGACGACUGGAAGACGCCAACAAGAAAUUAUCCCUGGAGCUGGAGCAUGAGAAAGGGAGGUUGACGGGACUAGGGCAGUCCCAUAAUGCACUGCGGGAGCAUACCAAUAUUCUAGAGACUGCCCUGGCCAAGAGAGAGGCCGACCUGGUCCAGCUCAACCUCCAGGUGCAAGCUGUACUAAAACGCAAAGAGGAGGAAGACCAGCAGAUGAAACAGCUGGUCCAGACACUACAGGUCGCCUUGGAGAAAGAAAAAGCCAAAGUGAAGGACCUGAAAGAGCAGGUGGCAGCAGCUAAGGCAGAGGCUGCUCACAACAGGCGGCAUUACAGGGCAGCCAUGCUGGAGCUGUGUGAGAUCAAGAAGGACCUGCAGGCCAAAGAAGAGCUGGUCAAAGCCCUGCACAGCGAGGCACACAAACUACAGGCUCAGGAUGAGAAACACUCUCAGGAGGUGUCCAGGUUCCAGGAGGAGCUAUCAGAGGCCCACUCUCAGCUCCAGAUCCUCCAGAAACAGCUGGAUGAACAGCUUAGCAAGCAGCCCCUCACCAACCAGGAGGUUGAGGAUUUGAAGUGGGAGGUGGAGCAGAGGCAGAGGGAGAUCGAGGCCCAGAGACAGCAGCUGGAACUGGUGGAGCAGUGCAGCCAGAGUGAGCUGGACAGCCUGCAGACAGCUCUACAGAGCAUUAAGGUGGAGCUGGAGUCUGUGCAGGAUGAACUGAGCAGCACCAGAAAGGAUAAGUUCAUGCUGCAGGCCAAGGUGGGGGAGCUGAGGAACAGCAUGAAGACUGUUCUGCUGCAGAACCAGCAGCUCAAACUGGACCUCAAACAGAACCGCCUCCGAAAGCAGAGGAUGGAGCCAUCGAACCCAUCAAAUCCAGUGACCCCGGUGAAGAUCCCAGACUGCCCUGUGCCUGCCUCCCUACUGGAUGAGUUGCUCAAGCCCUCUGCCUCCGUCAACAAGGAGCCCCUCAAUAACCUGCACAACUGUCUGCGCCAGCUCAAGCAUGAGAUGGACAACCUUCAGAAACAAAUGGAGGAGCACACAGUCACCGUGCACGAGUCCAUGACGUCAUGGACUAACGCAGAGGAGGAAUUGACUCGACUGGGGGUGCCGCUGGAGAAUGACUCCAUAACAUCUCCCCCUCUAAACCAGGUGGACCGUAACGGAGGAGCGGAGGAGGCACAGCCAUCGUAAUGCAGCACUUUCUCAGGCAGACGCACAGAGUGGAGUUUUAUCCACAAGGGCACUUCUUCUUUUUUCUCCAUUUCUUAUCAAUUGCUGCCAACAUUUGGCAUUAUUAUCAGCACAGACAGUGGUUGGAUAAAGUAAUUUAUACUUAUACCAUAGCUUUAAUUUUUAUUUGGACUUUGUCUAUUUUUGUUAUGGCUGUCAUAUUUAUUUAUUUACAAUUCAGGAAUGUCAAUAUUGAAUCUUAAAUGACAGUGACAACUACAUUGUUAGAGGAUUCCACCAGUCUUUUGUUUUGAAGUCAUAGACACCAAGUAAGGCCUAUUCUCAAGUAUCUUUCAAAAAAUACAAAUUCACCAAUACCCCGGUUUAAUUAUUGUAGCUAGAAGUUUGUUUACGCAUACCGGUACUUUUGAUAUACUUUCUCAUGUAAGAUAAAUGAGUCCGUUUUAAAGCCUGCAGAAAUGGAUAAGCAUACUGUAGUCCCUCUUACUGUUCUUCCAUUCCUCUGUGCCUGCGAAUGAGAGGAGCCACUCAUUCCAUAAACUUACGUUGAAAUCCUAAUCGACCCAUAGUCCCUCAACUUAGACAAUCCUGUAAAUCUGUUUGGAUUAGUGCUAACAAUAUGGCAAAAUGUUUACUAGGCCUAUAGGAAGGCACGGUGACGCAAUAACCAUAUUCCCCCUCUGAUCUACACAAGUUUCUCAGGUUGUAGGCUCGGGGUUGGUUUGGGAUUUAGGGAAUCAUCUGGUCAAAUGCCCCUUUGGCUUUCAAACUGUUUGUGGUGAAUCAAUACCAUUCUCCUUUUUAGUACGCCUCACAUUUGUUAAUUUCAUUGACAUCAAUCUAUUCUGUUUUUAAUUGCUUGUUCUUUUUUAAAGCUUGCUAUCAACAUAUCAUUGUGGGCUCUGAAACUUUGUGGAAACUUAGUUGAGAAGAAUUAUGUAUGAAAUUGGGAGUUUAACUGGCUGGCUUGGACUGUAGUAAUGUGUAUGGCAAAGCCUUAAUGAGGAGUAUUUUGUAUGCUGUUAAAGGACUAAAUGUUAUGAAUGAACGUAUCAUUUAUUUCUGUUGAAAGUGGGUGUGCAAGAUGUAAUGUAGGUUAUGGUGUAUGAUUAAGCUGCUUGCAGUUCUAAACCGAAUGGUUUAAUGUUAAAUAGUUGGGUAGUCUCAACUGAUGUUGCACAAUUUUAAGGAGAAAGAACUUACUGUAACUGACUAUGAGGGAGGGGAAGAUGUAAGAACUAUUACAUAAUGUUACUACUUCUAUGAGUGAGAUGCACUCAAAUGUAUUACCUUUUGUUACUAUGGUUUCAUAUUUACAGAAUGCCCACCCCGGAAUUGCUUAAUUCCUUUUGAGGUUGUUUGCUCUCCAGGAAAACUGUUUUAUUCUUUGCAGAGGUUAAUAUAAUAGACUUCAUUUUCUCUACUUUUCCCUAUAAUUGAAUUACUUUGAUCAUUAUCUAAUAGUGUGAUGAGCAAAAACAUUUGAGGAUGAUAUAUGCAACUUGCAAAGCAUAUUUAUUCAAACUGACAACUGUUAAAAGUCCAAAUGUAGACCGCAAUGGACAAACUACAGCACAUGAAGUUGUAAUGUAACUGAUGUUUUGUAUGCCGUUAGACUCAUGUCCAGACAACCUGUAUCUUGCCAGUCAAAAGUAAAUGGACUAUUUUUAACCACUGUAAUAACAUGCUUAUUACAUCUGCGAAGGGAAAGCUGUGUUCAGUUGACUGGUAAUAACUAAUGGCGCUCCAUACUGUGUUUUUGAAGAAGGGUUUGUAACAAUCUGUUCGAACUUAGUUGACUUAGUCAAUGUUGGAUUCACCAUCUUCCAAGCUACCUUUUCACUGUUAUCUAUAUAUUUGAAUACAUAACCUUGCUUGGUACAUGGAGCAGGGAUAAAUGAGUUCUGUACAUAUAAACCUUGCUGUAUUUGCUGUUCAAUAUAUAAAAUGUAUAUUGGGAGAUAUUGUAUUUCUCAGUUGCACUAUUCA
Oncorhynchus gorbuscha (pink salmon) is the source of this 8215-nucleotide messenger RNA. Its product is annotated as golgin subfamily A member 3-like. The coding region runs from base 1712 to 6226 and encodes 1504 amino acids. The transcript is spliced from 26 exons. Lineage: Eukaryota; Metazoa; Chordata; Actinopteri; Salmoniformes; Salmonidae. The record is from RefSeq and is a predicted model, not a curated record.